Messenger RNA from Encephalitozoon hellem ATCC 50504, 1239 nucleotides. RefSeq names its product glycosyltransferase. Gene Ontology annotation, molecular function: phosphatidylinositol N-acetylglucosaminyltransferase activity. Lineage: Eukaryota; Fungi; Microsporidia; Unikaryonidae. Bases 1 to 1239 code for a protein of 412 amino acids. Gene Ontology annotation, cellular component: glycosylphosphatidylinositol-N-acetylglucosaminyltransferase (GPI-GnT) complex. The transcript has a single exon. The record is from RefSeq and is a predicted model, not a curated record. Gene Ontology annotation, biological process: GPI anchor biosynthetic process.
AUGAGGAGACUAAACAUUGCAAUGGUAUCGGACUUCUUCUAUCCAUCCAUGGGCGGUAUAGAAACACACAUAAAGUAUCUGAGUGAAGAGUUGAUUGCCAUGGGCCACAAAGUUAUAGUCAUCACGCAUAGAACCGGGGAUCUUGCUGGCUGUAGAAUGGUGGGGACAAUCAAGGUUUAUUUUCUUGACAUUCCUGUUCUAUGCAGGAAUACAACAUUUCCAAGUCUUUACUCAAAUUUUCCAUUGUUCAAAGAAAUCUUCGAUAGUGAAGAAAUAGAGAUAGUCCAUGGCCAUCAAACGAUGUCGAAUAUGUGUAUUGAGGGACUAUUUCAUGCAAGAACAUUGAAUCUCAAGACAGUAAUUACAGAUCAUUCAAUAUUUGAGGUGGGUCCUUUUGAAAACAUUGUUGUCAAUGCUUUAUGUCGCCUUGCAUUAAAGAACAUAGAUAGAUGUAUAUGUGUGUCGUAUACAUCCAAAGAAAAUACUCACAUCAGAACAAUGAUUCCCCUCGAGAGAAUUCAUGUCAUUCCAAAUGCAAUAGUUUCUGAUAUAUUCUGUCCAAGAGAGGAAAGAUGCUCUGACCAGAAAACUGUUGUGGUUGCAUCCAGGCUCGUGUUUAGGAAGGGGAUAGACCUGCUUAUUGGAGCAAUCCCGUUGAUCUGCAAAGGAGAUCCAAACGUCCGUAUCAUUAUAGUGGGUGAUGGGCCCAUGAAGGAAGGAAUCGAGCAAGUACUGGAUGAGAAUGAAUUGUAUGAUAGAGUAGAGAUAAUGCAUGAAGUUGACCACGAGAAGGUUGGGGAUAUAAUGAGAAGGGGGGAUGUUUUCCUCAACACAUCCCUAACAGAAACCUUUUGCAUAGCCAUAGUUGAGGCUGCCUCGUGUGGUCUCCAUGUAGUUAGUACCAAUGUUGGUGGAAUAAGCGAAGUAUUGCCUCCAGACAUGAUAACAUUUAGUAAAAUCACGUCUGAAGACCUUGCUGAAAAGGUAUUGAUAGCUUUGAGAAAGAGCAACCACAAUCCUCAGGACUACAACAAGAGGCUCAAAGACAUAUAUAAUUGGAAGAGGGUAGCAAAGAUGACCGAGAAAGUAUACAUGAAUAUUGAGCAGACCUUCCUGAGCUACAGAAACAGGAGAGAGCUAUACAGGGGAGUCACCGGAUUUCUCUCAAGACUCAUGAUAACAAUAGAAUACUUGUUUCUUUUUUUUAUAGCCCAAAGAAUAGAUUGUAGAGAAGAAUGA